AUGCAAUCUACAAUCUUAAAGCUCGCGGUGUUGGCUGCGGCCGUACUUGCUUAUCCUGGGCCACAUGUCGAACAGCGCGAUACACGCCAAUUCUUUGGAUAUACCGACUUUGAGUGUGCGGGCGGCACCAUAAUGACUGGUCCUGUUACCACUGGAGUUUGUGUUGCAGCACCGGAAGCUAUGACAUCUGCUCAAAUCUUUGGCUCGAACUUCUGGGACGCCCAGGUGAAAUUUUACAGCGAUUCGAGCUGUCAAGAUGAAAUCUCAGCGGUUACAGAGGUCGGCGACAACGAAGCCAGCUUGUGCUUUGAUCUAGGGACAAAAGCAAAGAGUGUCAAAUAUGUUAGCUCAUUGUAG
This is a messenger RNA of Pseudogymnoascus verrucosus, 357 nucleotides long. RefSeq lists its product as uncharacterized. Lineage: Eukaryota; Fungi; Ascomycota; Leotiomycetes; Thelebolales; Thelebolaceae. The record is from RefSeq and is a predicted model, not a curated record. The transcript is spliced from 2 exons. Bases 1 to 357 code for a protein of 118 amino acids.